Molecule: messenger RNA, 2700 nt
Organism: Tripterygium wilfordii
Lineage: Eukaryota; Viridiplantae; Streptophyta; Magnoliopsida; Celastrales; Celastraceae
Exons: 2
Coding region: 1539-2288 (249 amino acids)
Source: RefSeq, a predicted model, not a curated record
CCAGGGCAGCACGACGCCUCCCGCAAUACCACCGAUUACUACCGCCUAUCACCCUCUUUUCUCACUUCUCCUUCCCUCCCUGACGCAUCUGUAAGUUCGUGAAAAGAUCUAUCUAUUUAGAUCGGCAACGACGCAUACUGUAUUGUAUUUGUAUCUCCUUGUCUCUUCCGCUAGCAACUUUGAUUUUUUUCUCUGUAUAUUGAUAGUUUUUCGAUUAAGCUUUCGGUUUCAGAUUCGCGUAUUGUUAUCGCUCCCUUUUGUCUUCUUUUCCUCUUACGUGCGGCCUGGUGUUUUUUUUUCUUCCUGUUUUUUUCUUUGCUUUUUCAGAAUUGUGAGUGUGUUUGCUUUCGUGUUUCUGCUUUUAGAUGCGAUUGAGUGCGCAUAUUCUUUUCUAAUUGGACGCGAAUUCAACGAUAUGUUGUAUGAUUGGGCGAAUUGUGUGAUUUGUGUCUUUUCUUGUUAGUUGUUUGUUUGGGUCGGUGUUCUUUAUUCUGUCUGCGAACAACUAUUCAAUUAGUUCAGAAUUUUGACUUCUGAUCUGCAUUCUCAUCUAGCCUCUCCUUAAGUUCCUUUUGCCUUCAUAUUCCAGCUCAUCCUUAGUAUCAUAACAGAGAAGCUUAAGCCUCCAAAGCCAAAGGUGCAGCUCGUGGUUUUGUGCUUGCUUCUCCUCUGCAUCUAAUAGCACAACUUUUUAGAUGCGAAGGAGAAGCAAACACAGAACCACGACCUUAAACAAGACAAACUUCUUGCAGGGCUAGAGAGGCUAUCUUGCAGGGCUAAACUUUUUCUGCGACGCUGAACAAAGAUGAUUCAGCCAUUCUAUUUUCCAAGAGAAAUUUAAGGAACACAGAAACUGAUCUGAGAACGAGGGUUCUGGUUUUACAAAAUUUUCAAUUUUAAACUAGCAAAUAAAAUAUAACCAGUUGCUACUCAACCACCACUUGCUGAAUCUCCAUUUUGUGGUAUUGCUUGGACAAGUUAUAAAGGCUGUCUGUCAAGUCCUUCCCAGAGAUCUGGUUCUGUACAUCGUCUUUUGGGGUUGUCUGCCAUUGUUCUGGGGUUUUUUGUUCAACCUCCUGGCUUCUAUAUGGUACAUAACUUUGUGUUUUGUGGCAUUUCAACAAUAAUUUACCUUCUGAGAUGUCUGACUGAUUUUUUAGGCGAGGUGGCAUUUCCUUGUUUUUGGAUGGUUUUUUUUAACCUAGUACUGAUGGUUGUACUGAAAUUAUGGUUCUGUUCUCAUUACCAUAUUGUGUUAGUAUGGCUCCAAUUAAUUUUUUUCCUCCAUUGGUGUGCUAUUUACAAUUCAACUGGAUAUUUGAGUGCUAACGGUAUAGCAUUUUCAAUAAUGAGUUGUUACUAAUAAUAUGUAUGUUUCUGUAGGGGAUUGUGGUGUUAGUGACUAUUAGCGCCUAAUUCUUGAUUGUGUGGAGGAUUACUUAUGAGUGUGACACCUAGCAGUUAUUCUAGUUACAGAGCUGUUCUGUGAGUUUCUCUCGGCACUGAUCGCUUUGUUUGUGAUUGAUUGUUACCAAUCCAUGAUGUCAGAUACCAAUCCUACCUUGCCAGCCAUGUCUUUAUCUUCUGAUCCAUUUAGUUUGCAACUCACUACUACUAAGUUUGAUGGCAGCAAUUAUCUGUUGUGGGCCUGGUUAAUGGAAAUGGCUAUAUCAGCCAAAGGGAAGUUCAAAUAUAUUUCUUGUGAUCCGCCUCCAUGCGACAGCGAGGAAUUUAAGGAAUGGAAAUCAGAUAAUAGUCUUGUGAUGACUUGGCUGUGGAAUAGUAUGGAAAUGUCAGUGAGUUCUAAUAUCACGUUCCUUAACACUGCAAAAGGAAUUUGGGAUGCUUUACGUGAAAAGUAUUUUCUUAAGAGAAGAUUUUCCUUGUUGUAUGAUCUUUAUGAUAGACUCUUUAGUCUCAAACAAGGUGAAAGAUCUGUUGCGGAAUACAGUGACAUUUUCAUGUCUUUGGUCAGGGAAUUAGAAAUAUACCAUCCUAAAACAGAUGAUGUGGAGGUGUUAAAGCAACAACGGGAAGAGUUUUUCGUGUGCAAAUUUCUACAUGGAUUGAAUCCUAAUUUUCACAAUAUACGGAAUCAGAUCUUGGCAGCGGGUGAUGCAACUGGGAGCAUUCCAUCUCUUGAUGAUGUGUUUGCUCAAGUUCUUCGUGCCGAAUAUUUGCUGCAAGUACCAACUUCAGUUGUUUCAGAAGAAGGUACCACAUAUGCUAGGGUUCGUGGUGGUAAUAGAAAGCAAGGUCGUUAUAGUGCUAAUCGCAGGUAUUCUUGAGGCUCAUUCAGGACUUACUGACGUUUCUAACAAGAAGUGAAGUCUUUGAAAGUUAUGCUGCCAUCUCUAAACUCAAAAGUUGGAACCUAGUCCAUCAUGGGAAGAUCAUAGAGUUGCUUUUGCACACUUGGAAUAUAAACUUGGUGAAGUUUCUUUUGUACUGAGUGCAUACUUCUUUUGUCGAGAAUCCGUAUUCUGUUUCUCUCGUAGAUGGUACUCUAGGAUGAUGUUUUGUUCUUAUGUAGAGCCCGAUGACAUCUCUUCCAUCAGCAUUUUGCUAUAUUCUCUAUUUGAAAUUGCAGAUAACUGUUCUUAUUUUUUUUUUCCUUCUGUGCUGCGAUAAUGGGAAAUGUUUUCGUUCAUAUGUCAAUACAUUUGAUCAUCCUGUAUAAAAUUUUUUUAUGCCCCUUCA